CAUACUUAAAAUAUAAAGUGACCUUAACUUAUUUCAGCUUACUCUGUUGAGUCUCCUCACUUAAACCUAGUAAAGACAACUUUCUACUGAGGCAAGUAAACAAACUUGUCAGCAGCAAGUUACCUAUACUUUGAAGUAUGAGUGAGCAAGAAGCGUCUGCUCAACCUGGAGAAACUCGGCAGCUUUCGGCACCAUUCGGCAUUUCUCGUUGAGUGCACAUGCGCAGUUGCCAUGUUUUGAAUCAGGCGGUCAAAUCUCAAGCGGGAAGAGACGUACUACUCCUGCAUAUUGUCACGGCUUUCAUUUCUGAAGACUGAAACCUAGCUAUGCAUUGGAAGUGAGAGUUUCACAGUGCAGCACCCCUGUCGAUUUUGCAUGGUGAAGAGGAGUGACAUCCAGCAGAGAGAGGUCCGAUCAGGAGCAUAUGAGUACAGAACCAGGCAGGAUCAUGACAGAAUCACAGCCAACAAAGGAGAUGAAACUAAGGAUAAUUGUCCAUGACAAUGACAUCAGGAAAAUUACACUCUCUGGGAAACCACAGACACUUGACUCACUUGUUGAACAGCUUGAGGAGAAGCUGGGUCUUCUGUACAAAUUCUCCCUCCAGUAUGAGGAUCCUGAUUUUAACAAUGCCUUCGUCAACCUCACUGACAUUACUGACCUGCCUGACAAAUCCACCCUAAAGAUAAUCGCACUGGUUCCAGCCCCCACAUCAAGCAUAGCCAGCACAGCCAGCACCGAUGACACCGAGAUCCUCUCUUUUUCCUCCCCUGAAAGUCGGUCAUCUCUUACUCGCUCUCCAUGGCCAGACACUUUUGACAUUCCUUAUUUUCCUGUGGACAUCGAGUACAGAUUACGCCAAGGGAAUCUUCUGUAUAUGAGAGACAAGACGUAUCUACAGGUAUCCAGGGACAUGAAGCAUGAGAUACUUGAAAAACUUGCUGAGGCAAUUUACAGCUUCAAGGCAUAUCCCUGCGAUCAAGAAUUCAAUGAUGUUGCAACUGCACUGAUUCAAAAACAUCCAUGCCUCACUGAACCAGGCUCUGUCAAUGGAUGCAACAGCUGGAAAAAUAGCAUCAAGUUCAAAAUGGGAAACUAUCGCACCAAACUGCGACGAGCUGGAUGUACAGAUGUGACUGUAAAUCAAGGGAAAAGAAAAGGCCAAGCUCCUCAGAGAGGCAUCAAAAGACCCAAACGGUUUGAAAUCAAUUUUCUACCCAAUUUCCCUGAUGGUGAAGAUGAGACCAGUAUGGAGUUCAAACGAAAGGAACUUGUAGAAGAGAUGAAGAAACGUCGUCCACCUGCUGCUCUGAUAACCAAAAACAUGGACUCGACUUUUGCCUUGAGAAGACAAGAGUUGGUGAACUUGGAGCCUCCAGUGAAAGACACAAUGGAAAGGUGGCCAGCACUCUUUACAGAGUGUCAGAUUCUGGCAGAGUUCUGUCGCUUGUCAAGCAAAAACCUGAAUACAGAAUUCUUCAAAGAACUUGACAAAUACACUCCUCGCUUCUUUGAGAUCUUCAAGACCAAGGGGGGAAGUGUUGGCCAGAAACUUAAGACUUAUCUGCAACAAGUCACACCAGAGAGUACAGAUGUUACUGCGAAGCGAACAGCUGUCCUCCGUGGCCUUCCUGUCAUCCUUGGAGAUGAGAACACAGACUUCUUCAUGACAUGCUUUGACUGCGAUGACCCAGGCAUAUCUCACACCCCCAUUGGAAUCCUGACCACUGUUCCUGAGGACGAACAGCUCUCCCUUGACUCACUGCACCUUCAGACUUCAGGUACCGCAAUCAUUUUGGAAGGAAGAAUUGUGAUGGAUGACCUUGAAAAUCUUCCACAUGCCAUGUGCUUGCUCUUUGGACUUACUUACGCCCUGAAUUUGGAGUACCCUCAACAACUGAAGUACACCUUUGACUUCAUUCAAAGGGUGCUUCUCUCACUUGGACAUAAAUCCCUAAAACCAAAAAUACAAUCACUCAAAAAUCUUCUGAUGCAAUGAGUGAAUGUAAUCAUGAUGUGAAUGUGACUUGACAUCUUGGGUCACAUUGAUGCCUUUACCCUUAUUGGAAAAGUGAUAUUUUUUUCUUGUUUGAGCCUUUUUUGUGGGAAGGAACCUCAUCACCCAUUUUAGACUACUGAAUGUUUUUUAUGUUCAUGAGGAGAAAAAUGAACACCUACUUUCCUUUUAGCUUUUGUUUUUCCUUUUGUGUUGAUGCUGAAAUGAUCGUGGUGAUAUUGAUUACCAGGUUCUGGAGCAAGUUCUCUCUGACUUAAUAUAUUUUGUAAGUCAAGCUCUGCUGCAGUUCUAAACUCAACCACUAAGAAUUAAAAUCAGAAAGCUCUUAGCAGUUUUUAGCGGGAGCUGGCUCAAACAUAAGAAUUACAGUUGCACAUUCAGUUGAAAUAAUAGGUGGAUUGUAAACAGUUGAGCAAUGUCUGCUGUUCACUUUAUUGAUGUUAAGAUAAAUGUUAGACCCUGCAAUUGACUACUGAGUUUAUCUGUAGUUCACACUAUAGUCAACAGAGAUAUUUAAGCAGGAAUUCUCAAAGUUUUACUGGAAGCAUGCAUUUCAUGUCACCUUUACUCAGUGGGUUGCCAUUGUAGACUGCACUUUAAGAACCCCUGUAUGUAAAGUGUGUUCUGAACAAAAAAGUUAAAUUAUUAAACUUUGUUUCCAUUCAAACUGUUGUCUUUCUUUGUUUCUAUAGCUUAUCACUUUAAGUUCAUCUUACUUGAACAUAUCAAGGCAAUCGGUUUCCUGAUAUUUUGCUAGUAAGGUGAAUGCUUAAACUUGUAAAGUUAACUUAUAGUUUACGAGUACUGCUUAAUUUACAUAACUCAUGAAUUUAAGUAGACAAAAUUGACAUUUUAUAGUGAAACUAUCUAAUGAUUUUGAGUUAACUUUACUCAAAUUUACUGGCACUGUAUGACUUGUCUGAAUUUAUAUUUUAUAGUUAACCUAACUAAUGAUUUUUAGUUAACUUCACUCAGGUUUACUGACAUUAUCUGAGUUGUCUAAACACAGUUAUUUUCAGCUUUAACAACUUAAAAUGAAUUAUCUACUUUACUUGGGAAUUUUGAGGCAAUCGGUUUCCUGACUUUUUUUAAGUAAAGUCAACUUAUUACAUUU
Acanthochromis polyacanthus (spiny chromis) is the source of this 3131-nucleotide messenger RNA. RefSeq names its product sterile alpha motif domain-containing protein 3-like. NCBI's taxonomy places the organism in Eukaryota, Metazoa, Chordata, Actinopteri, Pomacentridae. The coding region runs from base 425 to 1999 and encodes 524 amino acids. The transcript has 7 exons. The record is from RefSeq and is a predicted model, not a curated record.